ACAGCUUGAACUAGGGACACUGUACAAUAACAGGAGACAAAAUCCCAGCCAUGAUGACUCCACUUGUCCUGUGCCUGAUCCUCUCCUCUAUAGGAGGCCAGACCACAGCCCAGUGGCCAGGUAAUGAGAUCAAUGGUGGAGUGGUUGUUGGGCAUGAGACCAGUGACCACUGUGCCCUGUGCUGUGCCAGCCAGGCUUCCUACACCACCACUUGUGCACAGGAAAGUCAAGUACUCGGACUACAGAAUACUGUUCAGCAGUUACAGAUACAACUGAUGCAGACCUUACAAGGAAGACCCCGUGACUGUUCAGACCUGCUGAAGGAAGGGUAUGACAGCAGUGGAAUCUACACCAUCUAUCCUUUCUCCAAUGAUGUCCAGCUCAGUGGGAAAAGUGUGGGGGUGUUCUGUGACAUGGGUACAGACGGUGGUGGAUGGACAGUUUUCCAGCGUCGUCAGGAUGGUUCUGAGGACUUCUACCGGGGCUGGGCUGAUUACAAGGCUGGGUUUGGCAAACUGGACGGAGAGUUUUGGCUGGGUAAUAACAAUCUUCACCAGCUGACCAGCCAAGCCCAGUAUGAGAUGCGGGUUGACCUGGAGGAUUUUGAGGGCAACAGUGCGUAUGCGCAGUACCAGGCCUUUACUGUGGGGAGUGAAGUUGACUACUACAGGCUGACUGUUGGGGGAUACAAUGGGACAGCAGGGGACUCCCUGACCGCCCACCACAGCGGCCGCCCGUUCAGCACCUGGGACAGGGACCACGACGCGAGCCCCACGUCCUGCGCCCAGGCCUACACCGGAGCCUGGUGGUACGCCGCCUGCCACGACGCCAACCUGAACGGGCUGUACCUGGCAGGUGCGCAGGUGUCUAACGGAGGGAACGGGGUCAACUGGCUCACCUGGAAGGGCUACUAUUACUCCCUGAAACACACUGAGAUGAAGAUACGCCCCAUACAUGUAGCUAACUAGAGAAUGGAUGUUUUAACUACAUGUAACACACUGAGAUGAAGAAUGAUACGUCCCAUACAUGUACAUGUAGCUGACUAGAGAAGGGAUGUUCCAACUAACA
Messenger RNA from Branchiostoma belcheri (Belcher's lancelet), 1068 nucleotides. RefSeq names its product microfibril-associated glycoprotein 4-like. NCBI's taxonomy places the organism in Eukaryota, Metazoa, Chordata, Leptocardii, Amphioxiformes, Branchiostomatidae. The record is from RefSeq and is a predicted model, not a curated record. The transcript has 6 exons. The coding region runs from base 51 to 968 and encodes 305 amino acids.